This is a messenger RNA of Sciurus carolinensis (gray squirrel), 1502 nucleotides long. RefSeq names its product DPY30 domain-containing protein 2-like. Bases 867 to 1325 code for a protein of 152 amino acids. The transcript has 6 exons. Gene Ontology annotation, cellular component: Set1C/COMPASS complex. The record is from RefSeq and is a predicted model, not a curated record. NCBI's taxonomy places the organism in Eukaryota, Metazoa, Chordata, Mammalia, Rodentia, Sciuridae.
GUGCUAAGCAACGAACGCGCCCCUCCAGGGCCCGAUCCCGAGUCCGCCGGCGCAGGGGCGCACGGAACGGUGAGCAGAGCGUGCGCCGCGGGGAACGGAGCGGGAACCUCGCCGGAGGAGAAGGGACUCGCGCGCAGGACUGGGGGCGCGCGGAGGGGAGAGCAGAGGUGGCUUGUCAUCCAGAAGCUGGGAGCAGGCGAGCCAUCAGAGCUUGCGGAUGAGGAAACCAAGGCUCAGAGAGAUGGAGCAACUUUCUGAUGGUCACACAGCUGAAAGCGGCAGCACCAGGACUGGAACUUGGUCCCCUGAGCCCAGAGUCUGUGUUCCUCCUGCUCUGCUUCAUGACCACCCCCUGUGGAACCUUCUGGUUUGAGCCACAUUCCCUCCUGCUGGUGAAAUUGGAUUGACAGUAAAUACGGGGGCAUCGGCCAGCCUGAGGCGGUUUCUGCUUAUGAAGCGGAGAGUGGAACAGUGUUGGCAGUGGCUUCAGGGCCUGACACCUCCCCUUCCGCUCCUCCCCAGGGCGAUUCUGUGUCCUUUGUGAAGUAAAGUAGCCCGUCUUAUCUAGGUCACAGACUGCACUUCUGACCUCACAGUAGCUGCCCUUUCUGGGGACUCAGAGCUCCUCCCAGGGACCUCCUGCCUGCUGGUUGUUCUUUCUCUCCCUACUCGGCAGGAAGUGUGUGUGUGAGCUAAGGGCCUCAGCCCCCUUUACCGCCAGGACAUCAAGCUCCUCUCAAGCCUGGUGACCCCAGGACCUAUUGUCCAACCUCAUCCAACUGGAGAUCUUAGGACGAAAGUCUGUUGAACAUAAGGGCUGGUAUUUUGUCACAGCAAUGGAAAGCUGACGAACACAGGUCCCCAGGAUGGAGACGGAAUAUCUGAAGAAAUGCUUUGGAAAUUCCCUGUCCAAGGCACUGGCAGAAGUGGCAAGUGUUCGGCCCAGUGAUCCAAUAGAGUACCUGGCUCGCUGGCUUUAUCAUUACAGGAAAAUAGCUAUAGCAGAUGAAAAGAAUAGGCAAGAACAGAUCCAGCUGAAGAAGGAAGUUGAUAAUAGCCUCCAGGAAAUGGAAAUGGCACAAAUGAUGAAAGAAGAGGAGCUUCAGAUUCAACAGAAGUAUGAAGAGUGUCACAAGGAAGUGAUUUCCCCGACUGUUUCCAAAAAGAAAGUCAUAUUCAUGCAGGAAGACCCAGAAAUCGUUGAGGAGGAGGCCUUGGAGGAGGAACCCCUGCCGGAUACUGACAGUAUGAGUCCGUCAGUGCCUCAGCAGAGUCCUCCUCCAGAGCUAGCUUACUAUUCUGACCUGAACUUGGACUCCCCAUAAGAAACAAAUCACCAGGAGGCUUUUCCCCGAGAUGUUACUGAUUUAAAUGCCUCCUGGCUCCAAAUCUUCUUAAAUUAUCAGAAUGGGAAGAAUUUGAAUGACUUUCCCCCCACAUUGCAAUCCAAGAAAAUAACCCUGCAAGGAGAGGUUGGAGGGACUCUGAAAGGAGAGAUCUGC